AUGGGUAGCACACAAGACUCACCCGUCUACUCAGUCCCGACUGAAGCGCGCCAAGUCUUUGAGCGCGGCAUCCUCGACAAUCCCUUGAUCAAACCCUACCUGCCACCCAAUUCCGCCCAGCUCGCCUCCAAAAUUCGCUUCACCGGUACCGACAACCCCAGCAUACCUAUUCCCUGGCGCUUCGCCGAGUCCGUCUCAGCUCUGAAAGCCUAUGAGGCUUUACUCAUCAAUGCCCUCCUGCAGCAGAAAUAUGGGCAAAGCGAGCCUGUGGAAGUGAAUAUCAGUACUGAUCAUGCACAGCUGUUCUUCAUGUCUUGUCUAGUGUGGAAGAUGGAUCCGGGAGAUGGGAAGGCUGGACUAGUCACUACAUCAAACCUGACAGGGGACGCGAAGGAGCGAUACGGGAGGCUGUUCAAGAAUUGUGACUUGCAUCGGGCUACGGCGAGUCUGCAUAGGAUUGCGGCGACGAAUAUCUACCGGACGAAAGAGGGGGGGUUCUUUCAUGUUCACGGCUCAAUGAACCCCGACCCAACUCUCACAUACCUCGGCCUCCCACUAGACGGCGAUGCGAAGACACCAGAGGAGGCCUGGGGCCCGAUCCAGGAAGCCGCGCUCAAGUACACUCGCGACGAGCACCAAUCCCUCGCCGACAGUAAUCGCCAAGCCGGCACAAUCUGCCACACGAUCGACGAGUUCCGCAACAGCGAGCACGGCAAAGCUAACGCGCACGUCGGCUUGUUCGAGAUUCAUGAUCAUGCAUCCGCGAAAGCGAACCCGUCCUGGUGGCCUGAGUCUACCUCCGUAACCCUAAAGACAUCGGCAAAGCGCCCACUGGCGGGUUUGAAAGUCGUCGAUCUGACCCGCGUGAUUGCGUCUCCCGCCGUAUCGCGUGGUCUCGCAGAGCUGGGCGCUUCGGUGAUGCGCAUAACCUCGCCGAACAUCACGGAUAUGAGCUCCCUGCAUCUGGAUCUCAAUCAUGGGAAGUGGAACGCCCACUUGGAUCUCAAGACCGCUGAAGGCCGAGAGAAAUUACGCGCGUUGAUCCUCGAUGCAGACGUAGUCGUGAACGGCUACCGCCCAUUCGUGUACGAUAAAUAUGGCUUCGGCGAGGCGGACAUCCUCAAGAUCGGUGCGGACCGAGAGGCGGCGGGCGGUAGAGGCAUCAUAUACGCACGCGAGAACUGCUAUGGUUGGAACGGGCCGUGGAAGCAUCGAAGUGGCUGGCAGCAGAUCUCGGACGCGAACACGGGAGUGAGUGUUGAGUAUGGAAGGGCGAUGGGGUUGGCGGGGAAUGAGGCAGUGACGCCGGUGUUCCCAAAUUCUGACUACUGUACGGGGAUUGCGGGCACGUGUGGGAUCUUGACGGCGUUGAUGAGGAGGGGGGAGAGGGGUGGGAGUUAUACUGUGGAUAUCGCCCUGAAUUACUACUCAACCUGGCUCAUCAACUCCGUCGGCACAUACCCGCCCGAAGUUUUCAAACAAGUCCACGCCCUCCACGACAACCUCUCCUUCCGCCAUCAUCACAACAUGCAGUACACCCUACCACGAAUGAUUGCGUCGUUACAGAAGAAUUGUGGAAAGGUGUUGUUCAACCCGGCGCAUUUCACGACGUAUUCUCCGAAAGGUCUGAGCGCAAGGAGUGGUGGGAAGGAAGGGAAGGAGGUGAAGGUGACGAUCGUGAAGCCGAUUUUGCAGUUUCCGAAUGGGGAGGUGGAGUUGAAGUGGAAUGUGGGAACGAGGGGGAAUGGGGUUGAUGAAGCGAGAUGGCCGGAAGAUUUGGGGAUGGAAGUUGUUGGUUGA
Cyphellophora attinorum is the source of this 1800-nucleotide messenger RNA. Its product is annotated as Succinyl-CoA--L-malate CoA-transferase beta subunit. The transcript has 3 exons. The coding region runs from base 1 to 1800 and encodes 599 amino acids. The record is from RefSeq and is a predicted model, not a curated record. Gene Ontology annotation, molecular function: catalytic activity. Lineage: Eukaryota; Fungi; Ascomycota; Eurotiomycetes; Chaetothyriales; Cyphellophoraceae.